Hermetia illucens (black soldier fly) is the source of this 6926-nucleotide messenger RNA. Its product is annotated as MATH and LRR domain-containing protein PFE0570w-like. Lineage: Eukaryota; Metazoa; Arthropoda; Insecta; Diptera; Stratiomyidae. The transcript has 8 exons. The record is from RefSeq and is a predicted model, not a curated record. Bases 184 to 6753 code for a protein of 2189 amino acids.
UCCUUGUUUUGUGUUGAUAGUCUUUGUGAUUGUCGGUAAAUUUUGCUGCAAAGUUGUCCCAAUUUGUCUGUUCGUGGAAUCAUUAAAUCCAACUAGUGCUCUGCACUUCAGGUGGCCGGAAUUCUAUCUCCUGUACUAUGUUACAACAAAAUUGCUACGCAUUGAAUUUUAACUAGUUUUAAAAUGAGAGGAAACAAGCGUAAACGAUCUAAUCAGCGGCAAAGUAAACCCGAUUCAAAACAAAACAAACAACCGAGGCGCUGUCCGUCGCCCCAGGAGGGAUGUUCCAAAUGGUUGUAUAAUUCCCCUGCUACAUCUAAGAAGAAUAAUCUGAGGUCCAGUACUGAAACAUCUUCACAAGGAAGUAUUGUGGAAUAUUUCCAAACUCGCUCGAAUGCACAUUUACAUGCAACUCCGAACACUUCUCAACAAGAUGAACAGAUUUCAACAAAAAGUCGAAAACCAAAAACUAACGAACGCACACAGGAAAGUAUUGAAGACAAGUGUCUUAAAAUGUCUUUGAAAGAAUUCCGCGACAAUACAAAUGUUGUAGACUUGAUCAAAAAUGACUUUCUGCAGCAAAAAUAUUCCGAAGAUAUCUUAAGGAAAAAGAUGAGCUCAAUAAAUAUAUAUGUUGCGCGGGUCUAUGAGGCUUACAGAAAGAACCCUGAAUACCGACGAGUAGCUAUGUUUGAUAAUUUGCGAAUAAUUUCAAGUUCACAAGAAUUAUCCGAUUCUGACAGUUUAUCGAGUGAUGCAUCCAAAGCCACUGUACUAUGCAGGAAAAACGAUGAGUCGGAAUUUGCAAAACCUUCCUCGGAAAAACUUGUAAGAAGUAUUGAACGAAAUAAUGUUAAAUAUAAUGCUAACCGAACAAGGGACGAGUCUCAAAUUGUGAAAGAAAAGCCUUGUCCAAUGUCGAAGAAGAGAAAUGGUACGAAAAGCUCUUCAAUCAAGGUGGAUCGCAAUUUGAGCCAGAAGGGCGAGUGUGAAUUCACAAAUAAAAACCAGUCGUCGCAGCAAAGCGUGGAAGACAUGUGCCUACGUAUGUCCUUACAAGAAUUCCAUAAAAAUACGAAUAUUGUGGAGUUAAUCGAAAAUCAUUUUUUGAGCCAAAACAAUUCAGAGGAUACUAUAAAAAAGUUGUUUGGAAUCAUGCAUGUGUAUGUAGAACGAGUUUAUAAUAAAUACGUAAAAACACCAGAAUACCGACAAGAAGCCAUGUUUAAAAAUUUGAAGAUAAUCUCACCUUCAGAAUCUUUAUCUGUGGAAGAAAGUCUGUCGUCUAAUACGUCUCGGACAAACGCGAGAAAAAGGAAACGAAGAGAAGCAGAUGAAAAAUCCGAUUCGCCCAUUCCUCCCAAGUUGCGUAGAUCUCCUAGGAAGUCGAGGGAAGCUAAUGACUCAAUAUUGAACAUAGAAACAUGCAGCAAAAGCGGUGUAGCCAGAAAGAUCCGACCUAAUCUGCAAGACGAAAAUUCCAGUAAUACAACAGAAGUAUCUAAGGGGAAGGAUAAUUCUCAAACACCACCGGAAGCUAGACAUAAUUCGGACCGCAACAAAAAAAUGAAAAGUUUUUUUGAAGAAAACCCGGGAAUUACAAGGCUUACGGACGAAGAUAAUCCCCCUAAAUCACCAGUAAAAGAAUAUUCUUUUUUGAAGGAGAAGGAUGAUAAAAUUUCAAUGUUGAGUGGUGAAAAUUCGCUUGAAGUUUCUGGUAACGGUUCAAAACGCACAAAUGAAAAGAAUAGUUCCGAGCUGAAUGGAAGAAGUGAUUCACCAACAAGUGGAAUUGAUUAUAGAAGUGGACAAGAGAGAAAGCAGAGCGUCUCACCACGAAAGAGACGAACAGAAAACUUUUCUAAUCCUACUUCAACAUACGUAGAAACCGGUAAUUCAGAGUUAUCUAAUAUAGAUAAUGUAGAAUUUAAUCUAAUCGAAAAAAGUCAGCUUUGUGAUGAUGCUUCUAUCGGAGUAUCACAAGAAAUAAUGGCAGAAAAGGUACCAAAUUCUAUUGAAAACAUCGAAAAUAGAAUUCGGGAUCAGUAUGAUACUAAUAAAACACCACAAUCGGAAGAAGCCAAAAUAUAUCUCAAAAUGUCGUUGGAGGAAUUUAAAGAAUUCACAAAUAUCGCUGAAGUAGUCAAAGAUUAUUUCAUGCAGAAAUAUUCAAAAAUAAUAUCGAAAAAAAUGAUGGACGUGUAUAUCAAGAAAUUGCAUAAUAAAUAUAUUUCGAAACCUGAUUAUUUAUAUAAUCCAGUGUUAAAGAAUCUACGUAUUAUUUCAAAGUCACAAAUACCUGAAGUGGAAGGCUCAUUAAUGUCUAUCUCGAGAAAAAGGAAACAUACUUCGCUAAGUGAGGAGUGUUCUCCUGAAAACUCUCAAAUUACCAUGGAACAUGUAGAGUAUCAAAGUCCAGAAAAUAGUACAACACCAAACGGUGGAUUGUGUAGUGACAUUGCAGAUGCCAAAGAAAAAAAAGACAACUUUUGCAUAAUGGCAGCACAGGACACACAUACUUCUGAGGUAACUCUCGAGAAAAGUAAUAUCUCAGAACAAUCUGUGAAAGUAAAUGAAAAUUUGGAAAAACAAACGACUCCGGCGGAUAAGAAGAAUAUGAAUAAAGCUUCGGAUUAUGGGGCAAACAUAAUGACAGCAGGUCUUUCAUCAGAACUCGAAAAUAGGACAGCGUUUACUCAAUCUCAUUAUGUAAAGCCAGUUCAAGAGAAAGCAAACAACGACCUAAGUGAUGAAAAUGGCCCAUCCGGAUUGAUUUCGAAUGUAGCAGAAGAUAUAGAAGAGGAUAUUCAUUCUGUAUUGACAAACGACGAUCAAAUUGAGAAAGCAAACAACGACAUGAGUCAGUGUAAUAUAAGAGAUGAAAGUAGUUUGCCCGGAUUGAUUUCGAGUGUAGCAGAAGAUACAGGAGAGGGUAUUCAUUUAGUAUCGGAAAACGUCGAUCGAGUUGAGAAGCCUAAUCCACACACAGAAAAACAAAGUUCCAACUACCAGAAGAAGAAUUUUAUAGAAUGUACAAGCAAAGAAUAUAGUGAAAUAAUUGAAGAAAAUUGUCCAAAUAUAACUAUUUCACCACAAAGAAUUAAUCUUAAUGAAGAGCUCUUCUCUGUGUCGCAUGAAACCAACAAUUCUCAAUUAGGAGAUAAUCCAAUUACAUCAACAGUUGAAAAAUCUAGUUCGAUAUCGAAGCAACAGACAUCGAUUGGCUCAUCUCGACAGAAUGUCUCUGCUGAUUCCGAUAAAUCGAGCAGAAAUGAACAACAUCGGGAAACCACUGCUACAGAGGAUACCAAAUUCUCUAACACCGCAACUUCGGAAAAACAUUUAGAGACUAGCAGCGCUGUCUCUGAAAAUUCUUCAAACGUUGGACUCGGUUCGAAACGGGUUAAAACGAUGGAAGAAAAUAUAAACGGUGUACGAAUUAUUUCUAAAUUUAAGACAGCGAUCGAAGAAAGCGAAAAAACUCCCAAUAAACAACAGCGAACAACAACAGCAACGAGCCCAGAAAGUCCUCAAACGACCUUACAGCGAGGACCAACAACAACUGUGAUUACCAUUAAGAUAAGGAAUGAUAAAUUGAAUAUUAAAAAGCUUGCUGAACGACUUGCUGCACUCUUCAGCUCACGGAGUCUAUUUACUUCAUCCGAUUUGUCUUGCGAAAAGGACAGUAGCAGUUCGGAGACAACUAGAACAUCGAAGGAUGAUGAGAAGGGGUCGCAGAGUAACGCAUCAAACCGACCACCGAGCCUGGAAAGAGUUGAAUUGAACACUAGUCGCGAUGACCUCAACAUCACGUCUGAAGUAUCUUUCCAUAAUACCAGCCCGAAUGCCAAGUUAAGUCAUCCUAAAGAGCAAAACAUUAUAAGCCAGGAGUCAUCGGAGGUGGAGCAGAAUGACAACAUAGCGGAUACUUCCACAGUGAAUAGUUCGACUUCUAAUCACGGAAACAGAGAAAGUGAUGAUGUAGUCGAAAAGGAUAAUUCAUAUCUAGUGGAAAAGUCAAUAGUUGACUUACAGCCAUUGAAUGAAAUGAUUUCUGGCAAAACGGGAGAAAAUAACUUUGCAAUGGAUACUAGUAAUCACAGCCACCCUGGCUCAUUCAACGUUGAGCAAAAUAUCUCUUUGUCAACUAAUUUAACGAGGGCAGAGGCGCCACAAACAUCUCAAAGUGAAGAAAGCGGAUUAUCGGAUAGAAAUGACAAUGCCGAUAAUGAACAAACCGAAAUUGAGAAAAGCCAAGACAAUAUCUUGAAGGAACAUAAUUAUAAUAUUGAAAUCCCCAUUAAGCAGGAAAUAGAAUAUUCGCAAUACAGUGAUGAAGUAGAAUAUAUUCCAAACCCCGAAAACGUAGUUACUGUUAUUGAAGAUUUAGAACCCAACACUGAAAAUUUGUUGAAUGAAAUGUAUAAUGCAAGUGAUCAGGACGAUGCAAAUAAAACUCUACUGAAUUUACAUCAACAGUUUGAAAACUCAGAACUGGAAUAUACUUCUAAUAAAGGCAGACCUUCACUAUUAACAUCAAAGUUGAUUAUUUCGGAAACCGAGGGUGAUUGCCCUUCUAAAUCCGAUCAGAUGAAUUUGGCGCCAGUUGUAAUAAAGAAGGGAAUGCCUUCGUCAUCUUAUAGCUCACGAGAAAAUGAUGCCGAUUAUGAUCCUAUCGAAAGUCCUUUAGAGCAAAAUUUGGUUGAGGAAAGGAGGAUUUUAAAUAACUCAGAAAGGAUUCGAGAGAUUUCUACAUCUACACCGAUUACAUCAUUAGAUGCGGCGGCUAAUAUCUCUACUAUUGAUAAUAUAAAUGAAGCAGCGGUGCACAGUCAGUUGAUUAAUGGGCAUUUGGAUGAAGUGAAAAAGAUACAUACAAAGUCCACUUCUGAGUUAUAUGAUUCGGGUUCUGAGGCCGAUAAAACUGGCAACGACACAGUCAUUGAAAGAGAAAACUCAAAGGAAGUAGGCAUACCUGCAUCAGAGGAGGAUGGGGUUUGCGAAAGAAUAAACUCAGUAAAUAAUGCACAGCAAACUGAAAACGGUAUUUCUGAAAUGACAUUGAAACAAGAAAUAAAACAGGAAAUAGACCUAUCGUAUGGCGAAGAUGUCGAAUGUCUCGACUACCUGCAAAGGGAUAUAUUCAUUCUUGGUGAUUCGGGCGAAUACAACUUGCAAAGAAAGGAAAUGGCCGAGAUCAUAGAAUCUCAGAAUGUGUAUGUCUUGCCCAGAAUUCCCCCCCGACUAAAUAUGCGUGAUAGUCAAAGUGCAGAUUCAAGUAAUAAUGCAGGUGCUAAAAUUCAUGCUGGUAAUAAUAACACAACACAGGAAAACGGAAAUCUCUCAUUAGUCAAAGCCAAAGCGCUCGUUAGUACACAAAUGCAAACAUCUCAACUUGUUAACAGAGGUCCUCAAAACUCCGAGAAAAUAAAUAGUUCUAUCGACGAUAUUGAUCCGGAUAUUGAUUCGAAGAACAAAAGUGUUACUAAUGAAUUAUUCUAUACAAGUUUUGGAGAAAAUCUUUCAAUAACUCAGCUAAAUGAAGUUAAACAAUACUUGUUAAAUACUGAUGAAGAAAAUGUGUUGACUGGUGGUAUUUCAAUGCCGAAAUCACAAUUAUCGACUCCAAUAAUGUCCAGUUUAGGCAGUGAUGAAAAUAUUUCUUGUAGUAAUGAGCAUACAAAUUUAACCCCGAAUUUGAGUACGUCGAACGAAGAAAUUCCUCCAUCGUCUGAGCAGGUAGAUGGUGUUGCUAUUCAGACUGCUGCGAAGGAAAACUCAACUAAAUCUCAAAUAGCGGUUGAAAAGCAAAUCACACAGAGCCCUUCAAGGGAAUCUACAUCUGAACCAGGACAAAGUUUUUCUCAGCUUGCGCCUGAAUCGGUGUCAGUAACAACUAAAAGUAGAAAGCAGUUAUCCUUUGAAUCAUCAGCUAAAAACGAAGGUUAUUUAAGCGAAAAAUUACCCCAUGAAAGCACUGUAGAUCGCGAUUACUUAAUUGAAGAUACGAGUCCCGAUCCCUCUCCUCCUACUCAUUCGCAGUUGUUGAAUGCUGAUCUAACUUACGUUUGCAAUAUUCCUAUUCCUUCUGAUGAGGCGGACAAUAAUAGAAAAAGCCAAGAACUCGUACGCGAGAACGAAAACACAAGAAUGUUACAAAUGUCUCGUGUUAUUGAAAAUCAAGAAAAUAACGACCGUAUGUCUAAUGGCUUAGGAUAUCAAAUGAACUUCUACACUCCAAUUGAACCUCGAAACUUUGCCUAUCUCACAUAUCUUGACGUAAACAGCGUGAAUCUCGGGAAAGAUGUUAGAAAAUUAUUUUAUAAAAGCAACACAACGUUCAUGGAAUGUUCGAAAGAGGUAUCGGCGAAAGUCAUCAUAAAAUUUACUAUGGGACGUCUUCAUACGUUAAAAAUUCUAGGGAACACUUUGCAAAUAUUGCUAGGAUUAUCAAACAAAGAAUGGGGUUCUGUCUUGAGAUUAGUUAAAACAAUUGAACAGUUUGAAUUCUCAUCAGACGAUCCAGAACCGAAAACUCAGUCUAUUCCAUACAAAAUACUUUACUAUUUAUUUAAGACUUUGCCUAAAUUUUCUCAAGCCACUUUACGAUAUGAAAAGACGUUCGCUAACGAUGAAGCGUAUUGUGUACAGAUUGAAUAUUCCAAGCCAGUUAAAUCGCUCACAGAAGCACUGAAUCCCCUGAUUCAGGAUAAAAUGGAGGUGCUAAGAAAAAAGUGCGCACUGAUUUCUUAAUUAUUUAUUUUGAAUAGUCUCUUGUGUUUUAAGGUCUUUUGUUAGAAUAUUUUAAAAACGAUCUGGUUUUGACAAGAAUAAGUUGGGUUGCAUUUAAGCCGAAAAAUAUGUUUGUGUGUAGCGUGAUAACUAAUUUUAUGGAUGCAAAUUGAAAGAAAUAAUUAUUGUUUAGU